UAGCCAUCCAGCAUUUUUGUAGAGAUAGGGUUUCCUUUUUCCUUCGAAGAAAUUUCUCGUUAAACCCUUCUCUCUCUUUAUUCCGUCCACAGAAAUGAGCAAAACUCACCCACAUUGUCGACGUGACAUCACGUGGAUUUUACUCUUUCUGCUUCUUGCUCUUCUUCUUCCGUGCGUGGUUGAUGGUGACGGCGACGGCGACGGCGAUCGGUGUAAAUGCAAAAGCGAUAAAGAAGAAGGUGGAGAAAAGGUUGACAAGAAUUUGGCCAAGAAGUACAAAAUCGGAGCUCUUGUUUCGAUUCUGGUUGCAAGUGCAGUUGGCGUCAGCCUUCCAAUGCUCAGCAGAAUUUUCCCCGCCUUGCAUCCGGAGAAGGACUUCUUCUUCAUGGUGAAGGCCUUCGCGGCUGGGGUCAUAUUAUCCACCGGUUUCAUUCAUGUAUUGCCAGAUGCUUUUGAAAAGCUGACGCCUCCCAGUCUCUGUCAUCAUCCCUGGGACGAUUUUCCCUUCGCCGGAUUUGUGGCAAUGGUGGCAGCCAUCGGAACGCUUAUGGUUGAUUCUCUUGCGACUGCGUAUUUUAAAAAGUCCUCGCUAAGCGCCAUGGACCGAGUUGCUGAGGAAGAAGAUCUGCAUGAACAUAAUCGCCAUGCAACUCAUCAUUCUCAUUCUCAUUCUCACGCUUCCAUGUCUUCUCCUUCGACGAACCUCCUUCGCCAUCGCGUUAUUUCUCAGGUGCUGGAGCUGGGGAUUGUGGUGCAUUCUGUGAUAAUAGGGAUCUCUCUGGGUGCAUCUGAAGAUCCUAAAACGAUAAGACCUCUUAUUGCUGCUUUAACUUUUCACCAAUUUUUUGAAGGCAUGGGGCUCGGUGGUUCCAUCUCACAGGUAUUGCAAUUUUGUUUAUUCUUUUGCUCAUUGAUUUGUAAUCGUAAAGUUUUUGGAAACUGA
Vigna umbellata (rice bean) is the source of this 943-nucleotide messenger RNA. Lineage: Eukaryota; Viridiplantae; Streptophyta; Magnoliopsida; Fabales; Fabaceae. The record is from RefSeq and is a predicted model, not a curated record.